AGGGCCACUUCAGCAGCCGCAGCGACGUCUGGUCCUUCGGCGUGACCCUGUGGGAGAUGCUGACCCUGGGGCGCCAGCAGCCCUACGAGCGCCUCUCCGACGAAGGCGUCAUCGAGAACCUGUCGCACUUCUACCACGACGACGGAGGAGAGAUGUUCCUGUCGCAACCCGCCCUGUGCCCGAGGGAGAUCUACGACCUCCUGCAGGAGUGCUGGAGACGCAACGAGGCCGACCGACCCAACUUCAGGGACAUCCACGUCUUCCUCCAAAGGAAGAAUCAGGGCUAUUCCCCGGAGGCGUGAAGGAUGGGGUGGGUGACUGUUUACGGGAAGACCAAAAAUGGAACGGAGGUCAUCCUACGGAGGAUAGAGUGAAGCGGUUGGAAAGCCCGCGGGAGGCGCCACUUUGAGUGGACGAUUCGCUCUUCGUGGCUCCGUUUCCCGCGCUUUCUCUCUUGCUCCCGCAGAUCCCUCCGCCUCCUACCAUUCCUCACGAAAAAGCUUUAUUUUACAAGGUAUCCGGUCAUGGAGGAAGAAGAUUGGUCAUUUAGGAUGAUGAAGAAAGAAAUUGUGAUAUGUUAUCGUCUGCUGGUGUCGCCCGGACGUCAUUCUGGAGAGAUAAUGGACUCUUAAAUACAUGAUCUUCCGCGACAUAUCAUCGACGUUAAGUAGUGCGUGUAUCGGACCGAAAGUAUAUUUUGCCAAAAAACGGUGAUAGUCAAGACAAUCAUUUACUAUAUUUGAAUGGAAUGAUAACAGGUUUCCUAAAGGGAAGUAGCGAUAGAAACAGUAAAGAAUAAAGUUCAUACUGCACUGGAAAAUGUGUAUGGCGGAAUGGUACAAAUUUCUUCCUCAAGAACAAGAAAAGGAUAAGUUUAGAAGAGGAACAGGAAGAGGAACUGUAGUCAUCCACCUUAUCAAAGUGCAAUAAUUAGCAGCCAAAAACAAAAAAAGAUUAUGACAUUUAAGACGAACAAAAGGCCCAAUCGCUGAAGAGGGCAGACAAAAAUCAAAGCCUGACGCCAACCAGGAAGGACGACUUAACCAGGAUCACAAACGCAGUGAUAUUUUGAGCCUCUUAACCCCUCCCCUCACCUCCUCCCAACCCCGAACCUCUCCCCUCUCCCUUUUUUCUAACGACGAACGCGUUAAGAACCGAGAGAACAAAGUGUAAAACAGGAACUAAUUCUUAACGCAAGUUGUAAUAUCUUUCGACAUUGUUCACAAGAAUGGAUGAACCGACAAACCGUAUGUGAGUGUGUGAGUGUCUGUGUGCAUGCCGCAUACGGUGCCAUUCAAUGACUGGAUCUGUGCGUGGGUUGAAAGUGCAUUAGUGUUUAAAAACGACUGACGUUUCACAUAAUCUGAAUGCUUCUACUGACCUACUCAUUCCUUAGUGUCUUAUAACUUUCUGAGUGCCAAGAGGAUAACAAAAGAGGUCACGUCAUGUGCCAAAUAGAACAAUGAAACAUAAGAGAGAAAAGGGUGAAAGGAAAUCAAAAAGAGAAAAAAGUGACCUCACUUUGCUUGUA
Molecule: messenger RNA, 1531 nt
Organism: Penaeus chinensis
Lineage: Eukaryota; Metazoa; Arthropoda; Malacostraca; Decapoda; Penaeidae
Product: discoidin domain-containing receptor 2-like
Exons: 2
Coding region: 57-302 (81 amino acids)
Biological process (GO): cell surface receptor protein tyrosine kinase signaling pathway; multicellular organism development; positive regulation of kinase activity
Cellular component (GO): signaling receptor complex
Molecular function (GO): collagen binding; protein tyrosine kinase collagen receptor activity
Source: RefSeq, a predicted model, not a curated record